GAAGAAUUUGGAGAGGAAUCAGUGCAACCCAAAGUCUACGGGAUCUUGGGGUGCACGCACAAACACACACGGGAUGCUGGGCCCCGCCCUCCUCGUCCUUCUCUGCAGCUUCAGAGGACUUGCAGGCCCAUUGCCCCAUUUUCUGCAACAACCAGAGGACAUGGUGGUGCUGCUGGGGGCGGAAGCCCGGCUGCCCUGCGCUCUGGGAGCAUACCGGGGGCUCGUGCAGUGGACUAAGGAUGGGUUGGCUCUAGGGGGCGAAAGAGACCUUCCAGGGUGGUCCCGGUACUGGAUAUCAGGGAAUACAGCCAGUGGCCAGCAUGACCUCCACAUUAAACCUGUGGAACUGGAAGACGAAGCAUCAUAUGAGUGUCAGGCUUCACAAGCGGGCCUCCGAUCACGACCUGCCCAACUGCGUGUGAUGGUCCCCCCAGAAGCCCCCCAGAUACUAGGCGGCCCCUCUGUGUCUCUGGUUGCUGGAGUUCCUGGGAAUCUGACUUGUCGGAGUCGAGGGGAUGCCCAACCUGCCCCUGAACUGCUGUGGUUCAGAGAUGGGAUCCGGCUGGAUGGAGCCACCUUCCACCAGACCACGCUGAAGGACAAGACCACUGGGGCAGUGGAAAACACCUUAUUCCUGACCCCUUCCAGUCACGAGGAUGGAGCCACCUUGAUCUGCAGAGCCCGGAGCCAGGUCCUGCCCACAGGGAAGGACACAGCGGUUACAUUAAUCCUGCAGUAUCCCCCCGUGGUGACUCUGUCUGCUGAGCCCCAGACUGUGCAGGAGGGAGAGAAGGCGACUUUCCUGUGUCACGCCACUGCCCACCCUCCUGUCACCGGCUACAGGUGGGCGAAAGGGGGAUCCCCGGUGCUCGGGGCACGUGGGCCAAGGUUGGAGGUCGUAGCAGACGCUACGUUCUUGACUGAGCCAGUGUCCUGCGAAGUCAGCAACGCGGUGGGAAGCGCCAACCGAAGCACUGCGCUGGAAGUGCUGUAUGGACCUAUUCUGCCGGCAAAACCGAAGCCCGUGUCCGUGGACGUGGGGAAAGACGCCUCCUUCAGCUGCGCCUGGCGAGGGAACCCACUUCCACGGAUUACCUGGACGCGCCUCGGUAGUUCUCAGGUGCUGAGCUCGGGGCCCACGUUGCGUCUUCCAUCCGUGGCGUUGGAGGAUGCGGGUGACUAUGUGUGUAGGGCUGAGCCUCGGCGCUCGGGUUUAGGAGGCGGCACGGCGCUGGCGAGGUUGACGGUGAACGCUCCCCCGGUAGUGAAGGCCCUGAUUCCUGCGCCUGCCUUCCUGAGGGGCCCUGCUCGACUCCAAUGUGUGGUGUUUGCUUCCCCUGCCCCGGACUCCGUGGUUUGGUCUUGGGACGAGGGCUUCCUGGAGGCAGGUUCACUAGGCAGAUUCCUGGUGGAGACCUUCUCAGCCCCUGAAGAGGAGGGAGGACAGGGCCCAGGCCUUAUUUCUGUGUUACACAUUUCCGGGACCCAGGAAUCCGACUUUACCAGGGGUUUUAACUGCAGUGCCAGGAACCGGCUGGGUGAGGGACGAACCCAGGUCCACCUGGGUCGUAGAGACCUGCUGCCCACUGUUCGGAUUGUGGCUGGAGCAGUCUCUGCAGCCACCGCUCUCUUUAUGGUCAUCACUGGAGUGAUUCUCUGCUGCUGGCGCCAAGGCAAGGCCUCAGGCUCUUUCUCCAAGCAAAAGAACUUGGUCCGGAUCCCAGGAAGCAGUGAUGGCUCCAGCUCACGUGGCCCUGAGGAGGAAGCAGGUGGCAGUGAGGAACGGGGUCCCAUUGUGCACCCUGACCACGGUGACUUGAUCCUUGAUGAGAAGGAGGCUCUGGAGGCAGCGGAUCCAACCAACGGUUACUACAAGGUUCGAGGAGUCAGUGUGAGUCUUAGCCUUGGGGAAGCCCCCGGAGGAGGCCUCUUCUUGCCACCCCCCUCUCCAAUUGGAUUUCCAGGAACUCCUACUUACUAUGACUUCAAGCCACACCUGGACUUAGUACCUCCCUGCAGACUGUACAGAGCGCGGGCCGGUUAUCUCACCACACCCCAUCCUCGUGCUUUCACAAGCUAUAUGAAACCCACAUCCUUUGGAUCCACAGAUUUGAGCUCUGGGACUCCCCCGUUCCCCUACGCUACCUUGUCUCCACCCAGCCACCAGCGUCUCCAGACUCACGUGUGA
Molecule: messenger RNA, 2188 nt
Organism: Microtus oregoni (creeping vole)
Lineage: Eukaryota; Metazoa; Chordata; Mammalia; Rodentia; Cricetidae
Gene: Kirrel2
Product: kirre like nephrin family adhesion molecule 2
Exons: 15
Coding region: 74-2188 (704 amino acids)
Biological process (GO): cell-cell adhesion
Cellular component (GO): cell-cell junction
Molecular function (GO): cell adhesion molecule binding
Source: RefSeq, a predicted model, not a curated record